AUACCAAGUAUGAAAGCAAAAGUUACACAUAUCCUAUUUAGGUCGCAGUGAGAGCGCAGCGAGAUCGCCGUCUAGUGGAAAGGGGUCGUUAGCACUUUCACCAAAUUGGACACGACUUCGGCAACUGAUUAAACAGGAGAAGUUUGCAACAUACCCUCCGGGUCACUCCCCUUACAAAAACAUCAAAGGCGCCGCCCUAAUACGGAUCUGGGUGGUGUUAAAACAGCCGUGCGGGAGUCGCGUCUCUUUUGUACCAGUUCUGCUCGUACACGUUCCACAGUACGGACGCUGGUUAACGGUCAGGCACGCACAGCAGGGGAGGCAGAAUCAUCAGACCAUGGCGGCAGCAGUGAGGACGUUGGUAGUGCUGGCAUGGCUUGUCGUCACCGCUCACGGGCACGUCCGGCUAACCUUCCCGCCCGCGCGCUGGUUCGACUUCGACUUUCUCGACAACGUGCACGGGAGCCAGGGUCCAUGCGGCAUGGCCUCUUCAGAUCCGCCGGAGAUCACAUACUUGCCACUGAACACGGAUGUAGUUGUGGAGUGGCACGAAGCCUACGUUCACACCGGCGGGUUCAAAAUCGAACUUCUGACGAGCGAGGAUGACCAGAGCCCCACCCUGCUCACUCCUGACGACGGGAAUGGUUACACGGGGGCCGACGACGCUACGAGGCAGAAUUAUACCGUGCAGAUCAGCACAGAGUGCGUGAACUGCACUCUCCGUCUGACCCGCCAGGCGGCGGAGUGGACAACUGCCGGUGGUGACGACUACGUCUUCUACAGCUGCUCUGACGUCACCGUAGAUGACGCUGCUACCAUAUUUGACGGAGACAAGUGCAACGCUGCCAGGUGUUCAGGACACGGCACCUGUAGCGACGACGGCUCCACCUGCACCUGCGAUCACCUGUACACGGGAGACAGGUGUCAGUUCAGAGACGGUUGUGAGACGGACGCUGACUGCGGUGACCAUGCCGUGUGUGUGAAAGUGUCGAUGACGAACUACCCCAUGAACCGAUGUUUCUGUGAGGCCGGCUGGUUCGGAGAGACGUGUUCUUCAAGCUCUGACAUCACAACCACUGACAUGGACACCAGCGACUACUUCCACAGGGAGCUGACGGACGGGUUUGACCUUUAUUGGAAGAUUAUGCAGAGCUCCGGUGAGAUAGAAGUGAUGCUGCAGACGGAGGGAAUGGGCUGGGUAGCGGUAGGGUGGAGACCCUCAGGUCUAACCUCCACAUGUCGGGAUUUCCCGGUGAACUACGCUGGAUAUGAGGGUGUCAAACCGGCGAGGGAGGAGGAAGAGGAGCCUUUCGUGACUAGCCAGCGGUCUGCACGCAGUAUUCGGCGGUACACUCGGCAGGCUACGUCCGAGCCGGAACCCGAGGCUGAGUCCAUCGUUCCGGACCAGUGCGUAACGCCUGAGCCGGAAAGUGAACCGGAAAGCGAACCGGAGGGUACAGCGGAACCGGAAGGCACGGCGGAACCGGAAGGAACGGCGGAACCGGAAGGCACAGCGGAACCGGAAGGCACGGCGGAACCGGAAAGUGAACCGGAAGGCACUGCUGAAGCAGAACCGGAGGGAGAGCCGGAAAGCGGUACCGGCGGCGGUUCCCUCCACGCCAUGGACUGUACGGACAUGGUGAUCGUGGUGACCCGCGGGGACCUGUACCGGGUGGAUGACUGCUACACGCGGGACCGCUCCACGCCCCGCCGGGACAGGUGGUACGGCAGCGGCGGAGGGGACAGCCUCACCGCCGCCAUCGCCAGGGAGGAGAACGGUGUCAUCACGGCCAGGUUCAGGAAGAAGCUCCACGAGAACCCCGACAGCCCCUCGGGCUCCACAGAGUGCCUGGGUAGUUACAGCAGCCCUGACGGCUGCCAGGGCACGGCCUGUGACUACUCCGCCAGCUGGUGGUACGACGAGACCACAGACAAGAUCAUGUUCGACGUGAUGGGCAGACAGACCAGCGACCGAUGGAUCGGGCUGGGCUUCUCCACAGACCAGUCAAUGACCGACGCUGAUGCAGUGGUGGGAUGGUGGAACGACGAUGGGACUGUGACCAUCACGGACAGAUGGCUGUCUGCCAAGUCCACCACAGGUGUCGGUGUGGAUGACUCUGACGACCUGGAAGGGAAGGAAGGAUCGUACAUAGACGGGGUCCUCCGCAUCAAGUUUACACGUGCACGGGCAACAGGUGACGACUCUGAUCUGUCCUUUGCCGACAACUGUCUCCACAUGUUCUUCGCGCAAGGCGGAACCUUCAAUCAGGGCGACCUGUCAAUCACCAAGCACGAGGCCACGCCCAUCGUCUCAGCCAAUGAGAUCUGCAUAGCUCGCUGUGUUUCCGGUUCCGGUGUCCCGACCGUGUCCUGGGCCCUGCUCGUGUCCCUGUUGGCUGCCACGACCUACUCACUGCGGUGGUGAUACCAGGAAAGGUCGUCAGCUCGACAGAUGUGUACAUAAAAUACUUGGUUUAUGAUUAUCGCCACAUUUCUAGAAAGACAGAUUUUAUAAGAUUGUAGGUGUUGUAUUCAUGUGUGGCGCCAAUGUACUGUUAACAUCAAAAGGUAAUCAAGAAAUACCUCAGUCUAUUUGUUUACUUGUUUGUUUGUUUGUUUGCUUGCUUG
Molecule: messenger RNA, 2628 nt
Organism: Branchiostoma floridae (Florida lancelet)
Lineage: Eukaryota; Metazoa; Chordata; Leptocardii; Amphioxiformes; Branchiostomatidae
Exons: 17
Coding region: 338-2425 (695 amino acids)
Source: RefSeq, a predicted model, not a curated record